GCCCAGCCGUUCAUAUAUCAUGUCACGGUCAGAAACCCCGAGACAGGAACGGCAGUACGAAUCAAAGGGCUCAUAGAUGAUGGAGCCAUGGUCAACGUAGUCGAUGCAGACCUAUGGCCCCAACUCGUGAACCGCCUAGGGGACGCACGCGCGUCCGCACGUAAUCUGAGGAUGGCGAAUGGGCACGUCGUGGCAUCGCAAGGAAGGUGGACGGGAGAGUUCGACUUCGAAGGUGUCAACGUGAGGAGUUCGUUCGAAAUCUUUCCGAGCAAAGGCGCAUGGUCGUUUUUGAUUGGGAAACCAAUGUUAGAAGCUCUUCGAGCACAACAUGACUAUGAAGCAGACACGAUACGAGUGCGAGGGGGAGGACGCAGCGCGGUGGUGCACAAC
This is a messenger RNA of Trametes versicolor FP-101664 SS1, 390 nucleotides long. RefSeq lists its product as uncharacterized. The transcript has a single exon. The record is from RefSeq and is a predicted model, not a curated record. The annotation marks the transcript as partial. NCBI's taxonomy places the organism in Eukaryota, Fungi, Basidiomycota, Agaricomycetes, Polyporales, Polyporaceae.